Messenger RNA from Vicia villosa (hairy vetch), 1580 nucleotides. Its product is annotated as pectin acetylesterase 8-like. Gene Ontology annotation, biological process: cell wall organization. The transcript has 13 exons. Gene Ontology annotation, cellular component: plant-type cell wall. Gene Ontology annotation, molecular function: pectin acetylesterase activity. Lineage: Eukaryota; Viridiplantae; Streptophyta; Magnoliopsida; Fabales; Fabaceae. The record is from RefSeq and is a predicted model, not a curated record. The coding region runs from base 162 to 1349 and encodes 395 amino acids.
AAAAAAGAAAAGAACAUUUCUAAAAAAGCAAGUACUUCACUCGGUUUUGCUCUGUUAGCAGUAACUGCUGUCGGCAGCUGAAAGCAUUUAUAAACCAUAACUCACUUUCAAUCUCUCAUUCAUUCUUCUUCUUCUUCUUCUUCCAUUCAAGCUUCAACUAAAUGAAGAUUACAAAAAUGGAGAAUUUGUUAAGUCUUGUAAUAUGCACAUUGCUGUUAGUUAAAGCAGCUGAAGGUGUUACUGUGCCAAUCACUUAUGUUCAAAGUGCAGUACCAAAAGGAGCUGUUUGUUUGGAUGGGAGUCCACCAGCUUAUCACUUUGAUAAGGGAUUUGAAGCUGGAAUUGAUAACUGGAUUGUUCACUUUGAGGGAGGAGGAUGGUGUAACAAUGCCUCUACUUGCCUUGACCGUAGGGACACUCGAUUAGGAUCGUCGAAGAAAAUGGAUACAACACUUUCCUUUUCGGGAUUUUUUAGUAAUGGAAAAAAGUUUAAUCCAGAUUUCUACAAUUGGAACAGAAUCAAGGUUAGGUAUUGUGACGGUUCGUCAUUUACCGGUGAUGUUGAAGCUGUUGAUCCAGCUACCAAUUUGCACUACAGAGGAGGAAGAAUAUUUGUUGCUGUCAUUGAGGAUUUACUAGCAAAGGGAAUGAAAAACGCUAAAAAUGCAAUUCUAUCUGGAUGUUCAGCUGGAGGAUUGACUUCUAUUUUACAAUGCGAUCGCUUUAGAACUUUGCUGCCUGCAGCAGCGAAAGUUAAAUGCGUCUCAGAUGCUGGUUACUUUAUCAAUGCAAAGGCUGUCUCUGGAGCACAACACAUUGAACAAAUCUACAGCCAAGUUGUUCAAACACAUGGCUCCGCCAAGAAUUUGCCUUCAUCUUGCACUUCAAGACUUCCACCAGGGCUGUGUUUUUUCCCACAAAACGUGGCCGCACAAAUCAGUACACCAAUCUUCUUUGUAAAUGCAGCCUAUGACUCAUGGCAGAUUAAGAAUAUUUUGGCACCUGGUGUUGCUGAUCCCCAUGGCACUUGGCGUAGCUGCAAGCUUGAUAUAAAAGAUUGCUCUUCUAAUCAAUUAACCACAAUGCAAGGUUUCAGGACAGAAUUCUUAAAGGCAAUUAGUGUGGUUAGUAACUCUCCAUCUAAAGGAAUGUUUAUCGACGGUUGCUAUUCCCACUGCCAAACUGGAAUGCAGGAAACAUGGAUGAGAAAUGACUCUCCAGUGCUUGCAAAUACAACAAUAGCAAAGGCUGUGGGAGAUUGGUAUUUUGAGAGAAAGGGUUUUCAUCAGAUAGAUUGUUCUUAUCCUUGCAACCCUACUUGUCAUAACCGUGUCUUUGAACAGAAUUAACAACCAACCUAUAACAAAUAUAGCUUCAUUCAAGGACACAUAAUUUAUACAAAACUACACAUGUUAUGAAAAUGAAAAUGUGAUUCAUAAUUUGUAUGAUCUCAAAAUAAAGGCAACUUUAAAAUGAUGUUACAAAUACUAUAUGAAAUAUUGUAAUGUAUGGUAUUACAGUUUGAUGUAUCUAUUGUUUAUUGAAAAGUCAAUAAGGCCCCUUUGAUCGUUGGUUAACAA